Messenger RNA from Lodderomyces margitis, 1107 nucleotides. RefSeq lists its product as uncharacterized. NCBI's taxonomy places the organism in Eukaryota, Fungi, Ascomycota, Pichiomycetes, Serinales, Debaryomycetaceae. Gene Ontology annotation, molecular function: electron-transferring-flavoprotein dehydrogenase activity; flavin adenine dinucleotide binding. Gene Ontology annotation, cellular component: cytoplasm. The record is from RefSeq and is a predicted model, not a curated record. Bases 1 to 1107 code for a protein of 368 amino acids. The transcript has a single exon.
AUGGCUUCUACCAAACUGGUUAUCAUUGUGGGUGGCUCAUUUGCUGCUAUAGCGGCAUUGAAAACAUUAGUAGCCACCAAAGAAGUGAAAUUGGACAUCACCUUAAUUUCACCCAAUGACAAAGCAUUUUUCAAUGUUGCUGUUCCCCGUUUAUUAGUUGAAAAUGAGGUGACUAUUGAAAAGACGGUUUUCCCCCUUGAUGAAUCGCUCGAUAAAUUGACCAAAGGCACUCUUCACAAGGCAACUCAUGUCAAAUCGAGUGUAAAACAUGUUGAAUUUAAUGGAAAGGUUGUCACAAUCGCAGAUGGAUCCAAAUUGAGCUAUGAUAACUUAAUUCUUGCUUCUGGAGCAAGAUCUGUUUCACCUAUUUGGAAGCUCGACUCAGUCGAGAAUGUUGAUUUUACAUUGGAGUCAAUUAGACAAACUAGCGACAGGAUCCAGAAAGCGAGAAGCAUUGCUAUUAUUGGAGGCGGAACUACUGGUGUGGAAACAGCCGGUGAAUUGGGACACGAAUUCAAGGGGCGAAAGAAGAUUGUAUUGUAUACUGGUUCACUGGGCCCUUUAUCUAUUCCAUUGCCUGGGCAUGUGUCCUCGGUUACUGAUAAGCUAAAGCAAUUGGGCGUUGAAAUUGUCAAUAACCAGCUUGUCAAAAAGCAAGGCGAAUCUACAAUUGUUCUAGAGGAUGGAACGACUCGGGAUUUUGACUUGAUUCUUGAGGCUCAGAAGUUAAUACCAAAUACCGAGUAUUUGCCAAAUGAAGUAUUAGACAAGCGCAGAUACGUCAUUACUGAUGAUUAUUUUCGUUUACGCGAUUUCCAUGAUGUUAUAUGCCUUGGAGAUAUUCUUGCUUUGGGACAACAGUCGCUAGUCGAUUUGGUAUAUAAUCAAAACCCGACAUUUUCCAAAGCGAUAGCUUAUGAAGUAUUUGGUGAUACAAAGGUCAAGUUGACACCCUACGUUAAACCUAGUAGGCCUACAAUAUUGGUCCCUAUUGGUAGAAACGGAGGGGUCGGUGUUGUGUAUGGAUUUUCCAUUCCUAAUUUUGUCGUUUGGUUUUCCAAAUCAAGAGAUUUUAUGAUUCCCAAAGCAUCAGGGUAUUGUACUUAG